AUGGCAAGGCACUACUCUUUCAUCUUCAUUGCGAUAUCUCUCGCGUUAAUUGCAACAGCAGCAUAUGCUCAAUCUAUGAAUUGCAAGACCUGUCAAGUAGCCGAACAGGCUUUCAUUUCAUGUUAUGGAUCUUCGCAAGUUCAGUUUACAGACCCCAAAGCUAUGCAAUGUCUCUGUCAGUCACAAGUACUUGGUGCAUAUGACGUAUGCACUGCAUGUGAGAAGGAGCUAGGUGUCACGAAUGGACUGUCACAAGUUCCUAAAAAUGUACUCCUAAGCAAAUGUCAAUCUACUGCGAGUAACGCAACUACGAGUAGUACAACCACGGGUACUUCAACCACGGGCGCUCCAACUGCGGGUACUUCAACUGCGAGUACUUCAACUACGGGUACUCCAACUGCGGGCACGGAUUCCACAGCUACAGCUGCUACUACGAGCGAUACAAGUCCAAGUAACACAGGCGGAAGCAGCCCCACCCCAAAUGCGAACGGUGGGACAAAGACGUUUGGAAAUAUUGUUAGGAUUGGGUUUAUCAGUUUAAUUGCUGGAGUCUUUCUCGCUUGA
Paraglomus brasilianum is the source of this 564-nucleotide messenger RNA. The record is from the annotation of a GenBank genome assembly. NCBI's taxonomy places the organism in Eukaryota, Fungi, Glomeromycota, Glomeromycetes, Paraglomerales, Paraglomeraceae.